Bathycoccus prasinos is the source of this 1662-nucleotide messenger RNA. RefSeq names its product phytoene desaturase. The transcript has a single exon. Bases 1 to 1662 code for a protein of 553 amino acids. NCBI's taxonomy places the organism in Eukaryota, Viridiplantae, Chlorophyta, Mamiellophyceae, Mamiellales, Bathycoccaceae. The record is from RefSeq and is a predicted model, not a curated record. Gene Ontology annotation, molecular function: oxidoreductase activity. Gene Ontology annotation, biological process: carotenoid biosynthetic process.
AUGGAUAACGAGAAUGACAUCGUCACACGAAGUACAAACGAUUCAGACGGAAAGAACAAAAAUAAAGCCAUCGUGGUUGGCGCGGGCGUUGGAGGCUUAGGCAUGGCCUCUCGCCUCGCUUUUAACGGGUAUAAAGUGACGAUUUUAGAGCAAAACGAUUCCGUCGGCGGCCGAUGUCGAUCCGAACAGUUCGACUCGGAAUUUAGAUUCGAUACCGGACCGUCCUUGUUGCUCUUGCCGGAUCGAUAUCGCGAACAGUUUACCGCGGUCGGGGAGACGUUUGAAACGUACGUAUCGAUUGAACGGUGCGAUCCGGCGUACAGAGCACACUUUGGGGAUCACACGACGUUGGAUUUAUUGUACGACGCGGAAAAAAUGAGGAAACAGUUAGACGACGUGGAGGAAGGCGCCGGCGGCGCGUAUUUAGAUUGGUUGGGAAGAGCGCGAGCGAGUUUAGAUUACGGAGUCGCCGCGUUUAUCGAUAAAGACGCGAAUUCGGUGUUAGAUUUCGUCAAUCCACAAAGAGUGGUGCCGUUGGCAUUGAGAGUGAACCCGGUGGAUUUGUUGUUGAGUCAACACCGGCAAAUGUCCUCGUACUUUAAGGAUAAAAGGUUGAGAGCGUUGUUUACGUACCAGAAUUUGUACGUCGGGUUGUCGCCGUAUAACGCGCCCGGAGUGUUUUCGUUGUUAGCGGCGACUGAGUUGACCGAUGGAGUCUGGUACCCCAUGGGUGGGUUUAAAAACGUAGGGAACGCGUUGCAAACGCUCUGCGAUAAGUUUGGCGUGGAGACGAGAUUGAACUCAAAAGUCACGGAGAUUUGCACGCAGGAAGACGCUUCCGUGGACGAGAAGUUUAGCUCCACCGGGAGGAAAGUAACCGGGGUGAAACUCGAAGACGGUACAGUUUUAGACGCGGACGUGGUCGUCGCGAACCCGGACAUUCCGAGAGUGUUUGAUGAUUUAUUAGAGUCCGUCCCUGAAGCCGCCGCUGAAGCUUCUCGACAAGAACAAAUGGAUUACUCCUGUUCCAUCAUCGAGUUCAACUGGUGUUUGAAGACACAGAUCCCGGAUUUGUUACAUCACAACGUCUUUUUAUCCGGCGAAUACGAAACCGGAUGGAACCGACCGGCGACUCCGGAAGAUUUCGCCGCACCAAAACAGCACAACUUUUAUUGCUGCAACCCGGUGUACACGGACAAAUCGUGCGCGCCGGAUGGUUGCGCGGCGUUGAUGAUUGAGUUCCCUGUGGCGAACAUCCAAGAACAAAUCGACAUUUGCAAAAAAAGAGGCGUUCCGGUGCCGACGGAGAAGGAAAUGGUCGAUGCCGCUCGCGAAGCGUUGUUUCGACGUUUUCGCGAAGCUGGACACGGUGAACUGUCCGAGAUUAUUGAAAAAGAGGACGUUCGCACGCCCGCGGAGUGGAGGGACAUGUAUAACAUUAAAAACGGCGCCGUGUUUGGCUUAUCGCACGGACUGUUGCAAUUAGCCGCGUUUAGACCGCCUACCAGAACUGGAAUUAAAAGUUUGGACACGCCGAGCGUCUCUGGAUUACACUUUGUCGGCGCGAGCACGAGACCCGGGAACGGCGUUCCCUUGGUCUUGAUGGGAGUCAAAGUCGUCGCCGAGGCGAUUCUCAAGCAACACGGGAGCUUCAAAACUUGA